AUGAUUUUUAAUGGUAAUCAAUUAGCGAAUUCAAUUUUAUAGACUCUUCGUGUAACAUCUAAAAUAAAGCCAAAAUUAGGAAUCUGUUUAGUUGGAGAUUCACCAGCCUCUAAAUCUUAUGUGAAUAGGAAACUUAAAGCUUGUCAGGAAAUCAAUGUUGAUGCAGAAGUAUUUAAUUUUUCAGAGAAUGUUGAACAGGAGCAAUUGAUUAAGCAUAUCUAAUAAAUGAAUCAUGAUGGUAUAUUAGUGUAAUUGCCAUUACCACCACAUCUGAAUAAAUUGGAUAUCAUACAUUCGAUUCCCUAUGAAAAAGAUGUGGAUUGUUUACAUAUGCAUAAUUUACAAAGGAUUUUAGUUUAUGGAGAAUUAUGUGAGAUGUUACCAUGCACUCCAGCAGCUGUAUUAUAGAUUUUAGAUUAUUAUGAUGUUAAUGUGAUUGGCAAGAGAGUAACCAUGAUAGGUAGAAGCUUCUUAGUCGGAAUGCCAUUGUCAUUGUUGUUACAAAAAAGGAAUGCCACAGUCACAGUUUGUCAUAGGGAAACAUUAAAUUUAGAUUAACAUAUUAUGAAUGCAGAUAUUGUAAUAAGUGCUGCUGGACAUCCCAAACUAGUUAGAAAUGUGAAGUAAGGAGCAAUAGUAAUUGAUGUUGGAAUCUCAUAAGGGGAAAAGAAAGGCAAGAUUGUUGGGGAUGUUGAUUUUGAUGUAGUCAAAAAUUAGGCAUCGCUUAUUACUCCUGUUCCUGGAGGUGUGGGACCAAUGACUGUGUGUAUGUUGAUGAGGAAUCUAUGCAAUAUUUGGAAGAAGAAAUAAGGGUAGCCAGUGUACAUCAAUCCGAAAUUGAGUGAUGCUUAUUUGAAUGAUUGA
Messenger RNA from Paramecium tetraurelia, 864 nucleotides. RefSeq lists its product as uncharacterized. Gene Ontology annotation, molecular function: methenyltetrahydrofolate cyclohydrolase activity; methylenetetrahydrofolate dehydrogenase (NADP+) activity. Gene Ontology annotation, cellular component: cytosol. The transcript has 2 exons. Gene Ontology annotation, biological process: tetrahydrofolate interconversion. The record is from RefSeq and is a predicted model, not a curated record. Lineage: Eukaryota; Ciliophora; Oligohymenophorea; Peniculida; Parameciidae.